CAGACUGCUGAGAAGCUGAGAGGUGAUAAGGGGAGGACAUGCCGAAGAAUGAAAAGUCAGCGGCUCUGCAAUAAAGCAAAAAUUGAAUUUGUGUCAACCUGAGGGUACAGAAUAUUCAGUCAACGUGCUGUUUUUCUGUCAACACGCCUGCCAAAGGAUUGAAGAUCUAAAGGGGUGGAUGGGUGGGGUGGGGGGUCACCGUGGGUCAGCUAGAAACCGUCAAGUUCACAGCAUGCCUUUGGCUUGAUAUACUUUGUCAAUCAUGAGAUCACUGACAAACAUCGCUUCAAGCCACUUGGUGCUCGGCACACUCCUGGCUCUGCUUUGGUGUGCCUUUGAAUGCAGUACACAGUUGCAGCAGGGCUUUCUAACCACUCCAAGCACAAAAUAUUCAAAUACGACUGAGACAAGCACAAGCACAUCUCUGCUUGGUGCAGAAGACUUCAUAACAGCUGGACAAACUGAGAGCAGUGUAACACUGCAGAGGAAAAAUAUGGGAAUAAAAAACGCCACCCCCUUCACAGUAUCUGAAAGUAUCCGAAGUACAGGUGUACCGCUCACUGCUGUCAUAGCUCUGCCUGAUGCAACAGAUUUUAAAGCAUUUGGACAAAAUGAGAGCAGUAUAACACUGCAGUGGAAAAAAGUGGAAAACUACAGCGACUAUAUAAUAAAAUACCUUCAAAAACAGAUACUGGUCAGUGCAUCAGAGGAACAAGUGAAACACACCAUCCAUGACCUCCAACCAGCAACAGAAUACAAUUUCACCCUCUUGACUUUUUUUGAAAAUAACAACAGUACAGGUGUAUCACUGCUUGCUGUCACAGCUCCGAGUGAUGCAAAGGACUUCACAUCAGCUGACCAAAAUGAGACCAGUAUAAUGUUGCAGUGGAAGAAAGUGGGAGAAGUGCUCAACUAUCAAAUUAAAUUCAAUGACAGUAAUAUAACGGCCACUGCAUCAAUGGAUCGAGAACAAGUGGACCACACAAUCUCAGGACUCCAAAAUGCUACGACGUACAAUUUUACUCUCUUCACUGUCUUCAAAAAUGUGACAAGUAAAGGAGUACCUCACACUGCUGUUACAGCUCCCAAAAAAGCAGAGGAUGUCAAACAAGUUGAUCAAAAUGAGACGAGUAUAACGCUGCAGUGGACAAGCAUGGGACAACACCUCAAGUAUCAAAUUGAAUUCAGUGGCACAAAUAUAAGUGUCCCUGCGUUAGAGGCUGGUCAGCAAGUGAACCGCACCAUCUCAGGACUCCUGAAUGCAACAAUAUAUCAUUUUACUCUCUUCACUGUCUUUGACUAUGCGAGAAGUGAAGGAGUACCUCUCACUGCUGUUACAGCUCCUGUUAAUGCAGAACUGUUUCAAGUAGUCGGACAAAACGAGAGCAGUAUAACUGUGGAGUGGAUAAAAGUCGGAGACCUCCUCAACUAUACAAUUAAGUACGGUGACGAACAGAUAAAUGUCACCGCAACGGACGAUCAGAAACAAGUGAAACACACAAUCCCAGAGCUCACAAGUGCAACUAAAUAUAAUUUCACUCUCUUCACUUACUUCCAAAAUGUUCCAAGUAGCGGAAUAGACCUCAACGCGGUCACAGCUCCCAUAAAUGUUAAACAUGUGACGAUACUUACACAAAAUGAGAGCAGCAUAACUCUUCAGUGGGAGAAGGUUGAUAACAUCUCGACAUACGUCCUGAAAUACGACUGUUCCUUUCGGGAGAUUGAUGCAAAUCCCCAAAAAGCGUCACAGACACGUGUGGUUUCUGGUCUUGAUCCUGGAAGAAAAUACAAUUUCAGUGUCACUGCGGUGUUCGAAAACGUCAGCAGCACUGGGUACACGUUUGAUGCCGCCACUGCACCCUCGAUGGUGGAUUCUGUCGAUGUGACUGAACGUACUACGAAUACAAUAACCCUGAGAUGGAAUAUUCGGAGCAAUUGGGCCUACGUGCUUAAAAUCAAUGGGAAAGAUACAGACAUUGUGAAAUCUUCAGACCCUCUGAUUUAUCAAGUCAAAGAUCUCAAACCUGGAACAGAAUAUGAAUUCAUCCUGAUCACAAAAUUCUCUGGAAUCCAAAGCAAAGCUUACACAGACUUCACCGUAACAACCAUAGCCUGCAGUGAUGUCUCCUGGCAUGUUUCUAACUCAUCCAUCCAAGGAAUGGUUAAAGGCUUGUUUUCAAAAGUUACAGCCACUAAUGGAUCACGACCUCACAUCAGUCCCACUGGUGAAAACGUGACCUUUACAGGCCUAUACCCUGGCUCGACCUAUCGACUGUAUUUUGAGUACGAAAAGAAUUCGAGCAUCUUUCCCCAGUGUGAACACAAGCUGACAACCAAACCUGCACAUUUGCAAGCUGGCUGUGAUUACUGGGCAGCAGGAUACGCCAUCUUGAUAUUGUGGGAAGAGCCACAAAGCAUUUGGACUGCUGUGGAGAUUAACGUGUCGACAAUUAAGUGUAGAUUGGAAGUAAAUGACACGAAGCAAUAUGCAAUUUAUGGAUUCCAGCCGGCAAAACUAUAUGAAGUGUCUGUGGCUUUAGUUCGUGAGACUGAGGGUGAAACUUUAAGGAGUGAGCAACCACACAUUUUUCAGUGUCAGACUGAUCCAAGGGGAGUCAUUGCCGGGGCUGUAGUCAGUGUGCUGUUUUUUUGCCUGGUGCUCUUGGUGGUUUUCUUCAUUUGGCAUAAAAAGCCACAGUUUAUCAGAAAGAAAAGAUUAAUUGAUGGUGAUGGAAUCUCUAAAACAAAACCCAAACCUAUUCCUGCUGCCACUUUUUCAGAACAUUUCUCCCAGCUAAGUGCUGACAACAACAGACUAUUCAGCCAGGAAUAUGAGAACCUCAUGCCUGUAGGAACGGAACAAACACGACACGCUGCAAUUAACCCAGACAACAAACCGCUGAAUCGUUUCACCAACGUCCUGCCAUACGACUGGUGUCGAGUGAAGCUGUCGACAGCACAUCACACGGGCUCCGAUUACAUUAAUGCCAGUUACAUGCCAGGCUACAACCACCAUCGAGAAUAUAUUGCUGCUCAGGGUCCUCUGCCCGCCACAGUCAAAGAUUUCUGGAGAAUGAUCUGGGAACAAUCUGCACAACGUAUCAUCAUGGUAACCAACUGCGUUGAGGACGGACGGAUUAAAUGUGAGCAGUACUGGCCUGCAGAUAGUCAGCCUUGUCUUUAUGGAGAUCUGAUGGUCAGCAUCACAUCUGAGCAGAAGCAUCCCAGCUGGACGCUGAGGGAAUUUAGUGUGAAACAUACAAAGACCUCCCAGGUACGCACAGUGAAGCACUUCCACUACACUGCCUGGCCUGAUCACGGAGUCCCACAGGACACAGAAACUGUGAUCCAGUUCAGAGAGCUGUUCAGGGAGCACAUUGACCGUGAAGGGACAGGAUCGCCCAGUGUGGUUCACUGCAGUGCUGGCGUGGGGAGGACGGGCACCAUUAUUUCCCUGGAUGUGCUGCUUCAGCAGCUUGAGCAAGAAGGGGCGGUGGGCAUCAACGCCUUUGUGCGCAAGAUGAGACAGAAUCGACCGCACAUGGUGCAGACGGAGUCGCAGUACAUUUUCCUGCACUGCUGCAUCAUGAGCUGCCUGCAUUCACGCGAGAAGCCCGAGGAUAACAUUUAUGAGAAUGUGGACAUGAACGUGAUCUACGAAAAUGCCACCGCACUAAAUAUUAUUCAUUCACAAAAAACAAAUGUGUAACGGUAAACGAGGUCUUGUCGACUGUCGAGUCGCUGCUCCCAAAACUGGAACCAGAAAUAUGAUGAAAGCAAAUAUUUUAAUGUAUAAAUAAGCAUUAGAUAAUUUUAAAUAUUUAACUUAAAAUGUUAUUUUAUGUGUAAGUUGUGGUGUAGAAAAAUAUAAAUGCAACACUUUUCCCCCCUAUUUUUUUCUUGCAAUGAACAAAGUCUAACGUGCACACAAAAGGCUUGUUCCUAAUUUUAGCCACAAAUUUGUUGUUCCCACACAAAUUUAUCCAAUUUUGGAGAAGUAUGACUACAAAGAGUCUGACAGAAGGCGAUGAUGCCUGUGUUUGCGAUCUCAACACGAGGGCUGCGAUGUGAACAUGAGACUUCAAACAGCUACGGCCGUUUGUGUUAGCAGUUAGCUGCUUUUUGACUAUGGAUGGACAAAUGAAAGAAUCAAGCAACACAAAC
Messenger RNA from Thalassophryne amazonica, 4164 nucleotides. RefSeq names its product receptor-type tyrosine-protein phosphatase H-like. Bases 263 to 3709 code for a protein of 1148 amino acids. The transcript has 21 exons. Gene Ontology annotation, biological process: protein dephosphorylation. NCBI's taxonomy places the organism in Eukaryota, Metazoa, Chordata, Actinopteri, Batrachoidiformes, Batrachoididae. Gene Ontology annotation, molecular function: protein tyrosine phosphatase activity; protein binding. The record is from RefSeq and is a predicted model, not a curated record.